CUGGCCAGAGCUGCUGCUGGGUUCCAUUUGCCUUCCCUCAGGGCUGAAUGCCCAGCAAGGGGACUGCACCAGCCACAGGUGGGGAGAACAGGUGUCCAGCCAGCCAACUGCCAUGGAGCGGGUCAGCUCCUUCUUCGACUCCCUCUGGAAUCUCAUUCACACCAAGCACCAGGAGGGCAUCUUCAACACUGUCUGCCUGGCCGUGCUGUUGGGGCUGCCCUUCCUCGUCCUCCUCGUCGUCCUCGUCAUCUGCUGUCACUGCUGCUUCUGUAGACGGCAGGGCAAAGGCAGCAGCAAUGGCAGCAGCAGCAACGGGCAGGUCCCAGCAGAGAGGAACAAAAAAAGGAAGAAGAAGGGUGAAGAGGACCUGUGGAUCUCGGCUCAGCCCAAGCUGUUCCUGCUGGACAAGACACCGUCACUGCCCGUCUAGUCGGAGGGACGGAGCAAAGACCUUCCUCCCAGUGAGACCUUCUGGCCAUGUGCCGCAAGGAGCUGCUGUGAUGGCUCCGUCUCCUUUGAUAAUGACUUUAAAACCAGGACUUUCAGGACAAGCCAAACAACUAGUGAGAGCACGGAGACGUCACUAGAGGGCACGCAGUCCAGCAUAUCUUUACAUGCACAGCCAGCAUUGCACUAGGCAGGGUCCUGCAGGACACACACAUCCAUGUGCACAAGGACACGCGUGCACUGACACGUACAAGCAUUCAUGCAGCUAUGUGCACAACAUACCUGCACUCCCAUGCAAACACGCCUAAUGUCACGUACACAUGGACAUACGUGUACAUGGCACAUGGACAUACAUGUACACAAGAACAUACACACAUGCACUUGAAAACUAACCCACCCUGGCACUCCUCUGCGCACACAUGGGCGCAUGCUCCUGCGCAGAUAUGAGCACAAGGUUACAGCACAAUGAAAAGGGUUUUCCUUCACACCCUGGCAAGCUAUUGCUUCACAGCUCCUGAAGACACAGGUAUCCAGCCCACUGCCAGAGCUUCCCAUGGGGCUUCCUAAUCCAGCCCUGCCUUACAGACCAAAAGACGUUCCCCCAAGGCAGCAAAGCAGCUGCCCCUACUGCUGGCAGCCAUCCCCAGAACAGAGGAUGGCAAGAACAGAUCAAACAUGGCACAGUAAGGGACUGAAACCUUUGCACUGGCACUACAAAGCCCGUCUAAGACUGGCCUCAGUGCAGCCUGGUCCUUUGGCAGAUCAUUCUGCUGCAGGGAAGGUGGCUUCAUUUCUAUACUGCAGCGAGAGAGGAGACUCCAGCUGAUGCUGCACAGAAGCUUGGUUCCAGCAUUAGAGUUAUUUAUUUAAUGACUACUAGAAAGGGUUCAUUCGUGGACCAAAGGCCCAUGUAUACUAUUCGGGCCUCGGAACAUUGACUCCAUGCAAUAACUUAGGCCAUGCACCCCCCAGACACACACGCAGCCAGAGCCACACUCCCCCAGACACACAGGCAUGCCCAUGUAGCACACCCAGACAGGGGUACACACAAAUGGGCACACACUGGUGUGGAGUAGCUCCUGCCAUCCAGCUGUGCCGCUGGUCCAGGAAGCAUUGCAAGGGCAGCUGGCUCUGGAAUGGAAUACAACACAAAGACGUAGCAGGGGGCCUGAAUCCAGAUACACUUCAUACCUCCCGCCCACCAAAGCUUCCCUCCCUCCCCGCCCAGCCCUAAGAGAGAUUGUCCUAGACAGAACCCCCACACACACAUUUCACAGAUGUGCCUUCCUCCCACUCCUGAGACCUUCCUCUUCUUCUCAAGCAAGGCAGCUCAUCCCAUUCCCGCAGGUAGCCAGUCAGCAGGCCACAACCAUCUGUGCCCCCUGCUCCAUCUCUGACCCCACCCACGCCCUCUUUGACUGCAGAGUCUGUUUCCCAGGGGUCCUGCCUGACUCCUCCCUAUCCAUGCACUAUUGUAGUUCUCAUCAAGGCUUAUUUAAGUCUCAUUUACAUGGUUUGCAAAUAAACAGAGUGGGUGGACAC
Terrapene triunguis (Three-toed box turtle) is the source of this 1989-nucleotide messenger RNA. RefSeq names its product KIAA0040 ortholog. The coding region runs from base 113 to 430 and encodes 105 amino acids. The record is from RefSeq and is a predicted model, not a curated record. The transcript has a single exon. Lineage: Eukaryota; Metazoa; Chordata; Testudines; Emydidae.